This is a messenger RNA of Morone saxatilis (striped sea-bass), 747 nucleotides long. Its product is annotated as V-type proton ATPase 116 kDa subunit a1-like. Gene Ontology annotation, molecular function: ATPase binding; proton-transporting ATPase activity, rotational mechanism. Gene Ontology annotation, cellular component: vacuolar proton-transporting V-type ATPase complex; plasma membrane; proton-transporting V-type ATPase, V0 domain. Lineage: Eukaryota; Metazoa; Chordata; Actinopteri; Moronidae. The coding region runs from base 112 to 747 and encodes 211 amino acids. The transcript is spliced from 7 exons. The record is from RefSeq and is a predicted model, not a curated record. Gene Ontology annotation, biological process: proton transmembrane transport; vacuolar acidification.
GCUGGACCAGCACAGCAUCCAGCAGCAUCCAGGGGGGUUUGACGGGCCAGAGGGAGCUGCUGCCGUUUACACAGUGUUUUUUUGUUCUAGUUGUGGAGUGUGGUAGUCAUCAUGGGGGAACUGUUUAGGAGCGAGGAGAUGACCCUGGCCCAGCUGUUUCUGCAGUCUGAAGCAGCCUACUGCUGCGUCAGUGAGCUGGGAGAACUAGGCAUGGUGCAGUUUAGAGAUCUGAAUCCAGACGUGAAUGUGUUCCAGCGCAAGUUUGUGAAUGAAGUGAGGAGAUGUGAGGAGAUGGACAGGAAACUGAGGUUUGUGGAGAAGGAGAUCAAGAAAGCUAACAUUCCAACUGUGGACACUGGAGAAAAUCCAGAGGUGCCUUUUCCCAGGGACAUGAUUGACCUAGAGGCCACCUUCGAGAAGCUGGAGAACGAACUAAAGGAGAUCAACACGAACCAGGAAGCCUUGAAGAAGAACUUCCUGGAGCUGACCGAGCUCAAACACAUCCUUCGUCGAACGCAGCAGUUCUUUGAUGAGAUGGAGGAUCCCAACCUGCUGGAGGAGUCGUCAGCCCUUAUGGAGGGCAGUGAGGGGGGCCGCGGGGCCCCGCUCAGACUGGGCCGGCCACCUCACACUUCCUGCCUGCGGCCUUUCUGUGAUCUGCUCGGCUGCAUGCUUGCCAGCCUGACUGGCUUUUCCUCUGCUGCUCUGCCCAUCAUCGUCACAGUUUUCCUGGCUCUGCCUCCUUAA